GAAUGUCCACCAUUUACCUACGGGAUUGAUUACUGUCUCAAGAACUGUUCGUGUCUAGAAGAGAACACACUGUAUUGUAACACGACUUCUGGCCAGUGUGUUUGCAAGCGGGGUUGGAAGUCUACAAGGUGUGAUGGGGACGUCAAUGAAUGCGAUGACCCCAACAUCUGCCCAGAUUUAUAUGCUCACUGCAACAAUAAACCCGGGCACUUCUCGUGUGACUGU
Messenger RNA from Lymnaea stagnalis (great pond snail), 225 nucleotides. The record is from the annotation of a GenBank genome assembly. NCBI's taxonomy places the organism in Eukaryota, Metazoa, Mollusca, Gastropoda, Lymnaeidae.